Molecule: messenger RNA, 1136 nt
Organism: Lipotes vexillifer (Yangtze River dolphin)
Lineage: Eukaryota; Metazoa; Chordata; Mammalia; Artiodactyla; Lipotidae
Product: HLA class II histocompatibility antigen, DO beta chain-like
Exons: 6
Coding region: 8-787 (259 amino acids)
Biological process (GO): immune response; antigen processing and presentation
Cellular component (GO): MHC class II protein complex; membrane
Source: RefSeq, a predicted model, not a curated record
UUCCAGAAUGGGUUCUAGCUGGGUUCCCUGGGUGGUGGCUUUGUUAGUGACGGUAAUCAGGCUGGAUUCCUCCAUGACCCAAGGCAGAGAUUCUCCAGAAGAUUUUGUGAUUCAGGCAAAGGCUGACUGUUACUUCACCAAUGGGACAGAAAAUGUGCAGUUUGUGGUCAGAUUCAUCUUUAACCUGGAGGAGUAUGCACGUUUUGACAGCAACUUGGGGAUGUUUGUGGCCUUGACGGAGCUGGGCCAGCCUGACGCUGAGCUGUGGAACAAUCGGCCCGAUAUACUGGCAAGGAGUAGAGCCUCUGUGGAUGCGCUCUGCAGACACAACUACAAGCUGGGUGCACCCUUCACUGUGGGGAGAAAAGUGCAACCAGAGGUGACAGUGUAUCCAGAGAGGAUCCCAGCCUUGCAGCACCACAAUCUGCUGCUUUGCUCUGUGACAGGUUUCUAUCCAGGGGACAUCAAGAUCACGUGGUUCCGGAAUGGGCAGGAACAGAGAGAGGGGGUCAUGUCCACUGGCCUCAUUAGGAAUGGAGACUGGACCUUUCAGACAAUGGUGAUGCUGGCAAUGACUCCUGAACUUGGAGAGGUCUACACCUGCCUUGUUGAUCAUCCCAGCCUGCUGAGCCCUGUUUCUGUGGAGUGGAGAGCUCAGUCUGAAUAUUCUUGGAGAAAGAUGAGUGGAAUUGCAGCCUUCCUGGUUGGGCUAGUGUUCCUUCUGGUGGGGAUCGUCAUCCACACCAGGGCUCGGAAAGGAUGUGUGGAGACUGUUGUCUGGUGCUGAGGUCCCAAGAGCAGUUCUUUGUCCACAGCCACAUUAAGGUCAUAAUAGAAGCUUCUCCCCCUGGAGCCUGAAGAGGGAUUGAGUGGUCCUGGAUUAAGUGAAGGACAUUCAUGAGGUCAAUGUUCUGGAUGACUCGUUUCCAUGAGACCUUGGAGGAGUCCUGAACUGAUUCUAGAGUCGUGUGUUCUGAGAUCACGCAUCUCUCAUCUUUGUGCCCUUCUUCCUCCUCCUUGUCUAUACUAGUCCCCAUUUCCAAGGACAGUGUUCAGAAAUUCCCCUAAGACCUAGCUCCUUCCAAUCCCAAACUUUUUACUUUUCUGUGGUCCAGCCCUAACCCUCUAAGUUGUGA